Candoia aspera is the source of this 576-nucleotide messenger RNA. Its product is annotated as olfactory receptor 5V1-like. Gene Ontology annotation, molecular function: olfactory receptor activity; odorant binding; G protein-coupled receptor activity. Gene Ontology annotation, biological process: G protein-coupled receptor signaling pathway. The transcript has 2 exons. Gene Ontology annotation, cellular component: membrane. The coding region runs from base 1 to 576 and encodes 191 amino acids. NCBI's taxonomy places the organism in Eukaryota, Metazoa, Chordata, Lepidosauria, Squamata, Candoiidae. The record is from RefSeq and is a predicted model, not a curated record.
AUGAAUGAGAAUAGCACCACCCCUACUGAAUUUGUGCUCCUUGGAAUUUCUCAAAGAACUGAUUUACAAGUUUUGUUCUUUGCUGUUUUCCUGAUAAUCUACAUUUUUAUCCUGAUGGGAAACAUGCUAGUUUUUGUGGCCACAAUAUCUAGCCAAGUUCUACACACUCCCAUGUAUUUUUUCCUUAGGCAUUUAUCUUUCUUGGAUGUCUGUUAUGUGUCUGUCACUCUGCCUCAAAUGCUUGUACACUUUAUAUCAAAGAAGAAGACUAUCUCAGUCUUGGGGUGUGCCAUGCAGAUGUUCUUUUACAUCUUCCUGGGAACUGCUGUGUGUUACCUUCUGACUGUAAUGGCAUAUGAUCGUUACUUGGCAAUUUGCCAUCCCUUGCAUUAUAUGAGACUCAUGACUAGGAGAACCUGUUUCCUCUUUGUCUCUGGGUGCUGGGUCACUGGAUUGUUUUUAUCAAUAUUGCAGACAUGGCUGAUAUUUUCUCUGCCCUUAUGUGGUUCUAAUACUAUCAAUCACUUCUUCUGUGAUAUCUCCCCACUGAUUAACCUACAAUCCCUUAUAAAGUAG